AUGAGGGCUGGUGUUGAUAUCUUUGCUCUUGACUAUGAUGCUAUUAUUGCUGCCAUGUAUGCAUUGACUGUUAGUGCCGAGGGAGACUGUUACUUGUGUGUGCCGCCUGACCCAGGUAUAGAGCCCGCUGCCCUGGGUACUAGUGAGUCUGCUCUCUCUGGUAUGGUGCCCCCUGUACUUGCUCCCUCCAGUGCUGUCCCGGCUGUUUGCGAGUCUGCUCUCUCAGGUACAGCACCCACAGAGACUGCUCUCUCAGGUACCGCACCGGCUGAGGCCUGUCACACCUUCACCCUUGACUCAGUCCUUGCCCAGUCCACCACUGUGCUCCCUUGUCCGGCGGUUCCGUCUGGCUCGUUGUCUGGUUUCCACCUCCCCUCGUUCUCGACGAACCUGGUGAGCAACGCUGUCAUCCAGGAUCAGUGGGUUGACACCUUUACCCCUGGAGGACAGCGUGUGGCGAUCUGCACGUGCUCCAGGACCGGCCGUCACCUGGCUACGUUUACCCGUCGGCCGGGGUCGAGUCUCUACACACUGACCACUGCGUCUCCUCAGGUCGCUGCUGUCGGUCAGGUGUCCGCGUCAGGUCUAGUGGCCCACGCCUCCCGCGUUCGUGGCCAGGGCGGUGAGCGGUACUUUUUACUGGUUGUCGACGACUACUCGCGUUACACCACGGUCUUCCCCUUGCGCACCAAGGGUGAGGUCCCUGCUGUUCUGAUCCCUUGGAUCCGCACAGUUCGUCUCCAGCUCCGCCGCCGUUUCCGGACGGAUCUUCCUGUCCUGCGUCUGCACUCUGACAGAGGUGGUGAGUUUUCCUCCGAUCUCUUGAGGACCUUCUGUCAGGCGGAGGGCAUCGAGCAGACCUUCACGCUUCCGGACUCUCCACAGCAGAAUGGGAUUGCUGAGCGCCGCAUUGGCCUGGUCAUGGAGGUCGCUCGUACCUCCUUGGUCCACGCGGCGGCUCCCCAUUUUCUGUGGCCGUUUGCUGUCCGGUACGCCGCGCAUCAGCUCAACCUCUGGCCCCGUGUCUCCUUGCCGGAGACCUCGCCCACACUGCGUUGGACGGGGGAGGUUGGCGAUGCGUCGCGCUUCCGGGUCGACAUCGCAGAGGUUAAGAACCGCGUCGACAAGCUCAAGACGAAGCUGUCACAGCGGUACAUCGAGCCCGGCGCCAAGUUCGGGUGCGGCAGUAAGUCCAGGCUGCUGAAGUUUCUGGAAGCCCAUGCUGAGGACCGCAACAUGAACGUGACUGGGCUGAACGCUGAUGGCGAACGGGUGAUCGAGGCCUUUGAGCUGCACGAAGAGCAACUCGACCCCGAUGAUGAAGAUGAAGGCGGCUCUGAUCUCACGGCCUGCUAUGACCUGGGACGGAGGUUUGCGGAGGCGCUACAUCAAGAGCCUCUCAACGAGGAUGGCGGACCUCCGCCACUUUGUCGGUGUGCAGUUUUUUGUUUCUUCCAGCUACCCUUAUCGCUGGGGUGA
Messenger RNA from Closterium sp. Yama58-4, 1479 nucleotides. NCBI's taxonomy places the organism in Eukaryota, Viridiplantae, Streptophyta, Zygnematophyceae, Desmidiales, Closteriaceae. The record is from the annotation of a GenBank genome assembly.